Molecule: messenger RNA, 1308 nt
Organism: Yamadazyma tenuis ATCC 10573
Lineage: Eukaryota; Fungi; Ascomycota; Pichiomycetes; Serinales; Debaryomycetaceae
Gene: UBA4
Product: Uba4p
Biological process (GO): protein urmylation; tRNA wobble position uridine thiolation
Cellular component (GO): cytosol; cytoplasm
Molecular function (GO): thiosulfate-cyanide sulfurtransferase activity; URM1 activating enzyme activity; adenylyltransferase activity
Source: RefSeq, a predicted model, not a curated record
AUGGAGAACUUGACUAAACAGGAACUUCUAGAACGGGUGGCGACGUUACAGCAGGAGAAUGCGGUGCUUCGGUCAUUGGCUAGUGCUCCAGAGCCUCUGCCGUCUUUAUCCCGCCAAGAAUCCAUAGCAAACUUGUCUCUUGAAGAAUACAUGCGCUACGGGCGCCAGAUGAUAGUACCCGAGUUUGGUGCUUUAGAAUCACAACUUGUACUCAAACGAUCCAAGAUUCUAGUGGUGGGAGCCGGAGGACUUGGGUGCCCGGCUCUUCUUUACCUCACAGCUGCUGGUGUGGGAGAAAUCGGUAUUGUGGAUAAUGAUAUUGUAGAUGUGAGUAAUCUCCAUAGGCAAGUGCUACACUCCACCGACACCGUGGGGAUGCUCAAAUGCCAUAGUGCAGCUGUAAUGCUUGCUAGGCUCAACCCCCACGUGACUGUGAAGGAGUAUCCCAUCAGGCUUGCAAAUGACAAUGUGUUUGAGAUAUUUGAAAAAUAUGACCUUAUACUUGAUUGCACAGACGCUCCAGCAGUACGGUACUUGGUCAACGAUGCAGCGGUAAUCUUGAACAAGACGGUGGUAAGUGGCUCGGGCCUUAAGACAGACGGCCAGUGGACGAUUCUCAACUUCGCAGGGGUUGGGCCUUGCUACCGGUGUUUCCACCCCAAGCCACCGGCACCAGACUCAGUGACGUCGUGCCAGGACGGCGGUGUGCUUGGGCCGGCCAUCGGCCUUAUUGGUAUCAACAUGGCAUUGGAGACCAUCAAGGUUCUCACCGGGCAUUAUAAGCCUGAGCAGUUCCAGCCGUUCAUGUGUGCGUUUUACGGGUACCAUUUCCAACAGUACCGGACAUUUAAGAUGAGAGGACGCCAGAAAUCAUGCCAGGUAUGUGGUGAGCAGCCCACCGUAACAAGAACACUUAUAGAGAGAGGUGAACUCAAUUACCAGGUGUUUUGUGGCCGGUCAGAACCUUAUACGCUUCCCAAUGAAUUGAGGGUUUCUGUCGAAGAGUAUCACCAAAAUGGUGGAACCCUUAUAGAUGUACGACCCGCCGAGCAGUUUUCAGUGGUGGCUCUUCCUAACUCUGUGAACAUUCCCUGGGGAAACGAGUUUUUGAAGUUGGAGCUGUUGGAACUGUAUUUGCCAGGAGUGCCAAAAGAUAAAGCAAUUUUUGUGGUGUGCCGGUAUGGCAAUGAUAGUCAAAUUGCUACGAAAACGAUACGAGAAAAGUUUGGGUUUACGAACGUGAGAGAUAUAAAGGGUGGGUUGAACCGGUGGAGUGAAGAAGUGGAUAAGGAUUUUCCAAAGUACUAG